UUCAUGACAUGCCACGCCAUCCCUUCUCCCCUUGCAUUCUGCCUGUCCUGGGGUUGGCAGCAGUGUUGGAGGAGGCGGGACACAUCGUACAAGUUCAGGAAGAAACACGCCAGGCUGGCUGCUCUCCCAUCGCCCUGGAGGUAGCGUGGGAAAGUAAAGGCAGCAGCUCAGAGCAGGCGCUGGCCCAGGGUAUCGGUGGGUGCUCCGUCACUGGCCACAGCAGAGAGGCUCUUCUGGCUCCUGCGGGUGGUGACAAGCCUCUUCAUUGGAGCAGUGGUCCUCAGUGAGUAUGGGGGUCUCAGUGUGUUCAGAGACAGAUGGGAAGGUGCAAGGACGGACAAGGAGAGCAUGGAGGAGUAAGGUGGGAAGAUGAACAGAACAGCUGAGUCCAUCUUGCAAGAUGAGCUCACAGGGAAGGCCAAACCUCUUCUGUGCCCAGGAUCUGAGCCCAGCAGGACAAUCAUAGAAUCACAGAACAUCCCAAGUUGGAAGGGACAUGCAAGGGUCAUCUAGUCCAACUCCCAGCUCCACACAGGAACUACCUGAAAUUCAAAUCUUAUAUCUAAAGGCUUCUUGGAUUAGCAAAGAUAGGAACCACAGACACUAAGACACUUCCCUUCCAAAAGUUGGUGGACCAAAUCUGGUUUCCUAUCUGCCAGGAGACCCAGACAAACUGGCUGCAGUUAGAGGAAGAUCGGUGCCUGGAUGGCACUCACACACAAGCCAUUGCCUCUAGGGCUGGGGACUGAGCUGAGCAUGUGGAGAAAGAAUCCCCAAUGGGGCUUCUGGGGAAGUGGGUAGGUGUUCGGGGAGGUUUGUGGACCAUGCUUCUCUGCUCAUAAUCCUGCUUAUAAACCAGGCCUUGCCUUUGGAAUGUUGUUUGUGCCAUGGCGACACUCAUAGUAUGUCUUUCCAGUGUACAUUGUCCCUAAGAUGUCUGGCCACCAGGACAAAGCUAUCCCUCAUCUUUACAGCCAUGCAGUUCACGAGGGACUGGGAGAGUGGCUGGGUGACAGCAAACACCUCCUACAAAUCCUUCAGCCAUGUCAUGGUGAAUGCAGAUAUUGGGCUGCACAUCGGCCUGGCAGGGGUGAACAUCACACUGGUGGGAAACCCGGUGAAUCAGGUCAACGAGACCAUCAACUACAAUGAGCACUUUGCCUGGAGCUUCGAUGCAGACUACGACCACAGCUAUAGUGAAGGCCUGGAGAAGGGACUGCCCAGCCCCAUCCUCUACGUGGCGGAGAAGUUCACCACACACAGCCCCUGCAACGUGCACAGGCAGUAUCGCAUCUCCAGCUGCUAUGCAUCCAUUAUGCUGUGGAUGGCCUUAUGCACCUGGCUCAUUUCUAUCCUGCUCUUCUCCAUGCCCGUCCUCCUUUAUGGCGGCUACAUGCUCCUGCUCACUGCCGUGCUGAUGCUUUUCUCACUGCUCUUCUUCAUCACGGUGAGGAACAUCCCAAAGUGCCCCAUCCAGUUUGGGCCAGCCUCCCUGAAAACAGAUUACGGCAAAUCUUUUUGGCUGACAUUCACAACAGGGCUGCUCUGCCUGCUUCUGGGGCUGGGUGUGAUUGUUCUCAACUCCGUGCACCCACAGAAAUUGAAGCUUGUCUUCAACCUGGACAAGGGAAUGAGAGAAGAAGUAGAUGGGUGGGACAAGUCCCACCUGCCAGCAGAGUCCAGCUCCUCUGAGCAGGAUGUACUGAUGGUGUCCCUGGAUGAGCUCUGUGAGGUGACAGCCACUAAACUGUAAGACAAAAACAACAUAGUCUUGGAGGUCUCCUUGAUAUGGAAGCGAAACCAAAAGAAACUGGAGAGGAAUCAAAUCUAUAUAAUAAACAUAUAAGUAUGAACCAAAGGAGAAGCAACCCCUACACACAUCCCAAUAGCACACUCACCCAAAAGGUCUGCAAGAAGCCCACUCUGCCCAACAGUGCUCUUCCCAACAACAGGUAGAGAAGAAUGAGCAGAGCUAUGGGCACUAAAAUACCCUCAUAUUCAGCAUCUGCUCUUGGUCUGGAGUGAAGGAGGGGUUGGCAAGGAAUCCCACAAAUUAGCAGGAUGUUGUUUGUACCAAACUUUGGAAAUUUCUUCUGUGUUGGAAGCGCCAAACCUUGGAGGCAUCCUAAAUGUUGGAGGUACCAAGUCUUGCAGAAUUCUUGCAUGUCAGAGACACCAAACCCUAGAGACCUCCUGGAUAUCAGAAAUACUAAAUCUUGGAGGCUCCCUGGAUGUCAAAGAUACAUAUCAGAUGUCAAAUGCAGAAACAUCAGUGAUGAUCACAAAAUGUGACUUACCAAGACUCUUAUGGCCUUCUGCAAGGAAGACAAUCUGUUUUGGUGGGUGGGAAGGAAGGAAUGGAAGUGCAUUCCCAGUGCCCCAGUCAGUGUCUGUAAACAAUUUGCAGGAGGAGGGUACCUAGAAGGUUUGGUUUCAUGCUGCUUACUUGCCCACUUGUUAUGGGGUGUGCAAAGAUGUAAUCCUACAGACCCUCAAUGGACGUGGCCAACCACUCCUGGCUGCUGGCAGCUAGCAGGUACCUUGGUCAUGCAGGAUGUGUAUUUCAGGUUUGCAUCCCUUUAACUCUGUGCAGACUUUGCAACACCAUUUCUCUGUUUUGUACUCACUUACUGUCCCUUCCGUCUCAAUAAAGUAAUCUGGACCCAG
Molecule: messenger RNA, 2667 nt
Organism: Coturnix japonica (Japanese quail)
Lineage: Eukaryota; Metazoa; Chordata; Aves; Galliformes; Phasianidae
Source: RefSeq, a predicted model, not a curated record